UCAAUUUCAAUAUUUGGUAGAUGAAGUUCAGACACCAGCAGGGACUAUAAGUAGACGAUCUCUCGGUGUCUUCUUCUUCUUCUCAUCAGAUCAGAAGGGGUUGAGAUCUCAGCAAUGGCGGCGACAAGUGAGAAACAGAACAGCUCAAAGCCUCCACCUUCGCCUUCUCCUCUUCGCAAUUCCAAGUUUUGUCAGUCCAAUAUGAGGAUCUUGAUUUCUGGAGGAGCUGGAUUCAUCGGCUCUCACUUGGUGGAUAAGCUGAUGGAAAAUGAAAAGAACGAGGUUAUCGUUGCUGAUAAUUAUUUCACCGGAUCAAAAGAAAACCUCAAGAAGUGGAUCGGUCACCCGAGAUUUGAGCUUAUUCGUCAUGAUGUUACGGAGCCUUUGUUGAUCGAAGUUGAUCAGAUUUACCAUCUUGCUUGUCCUGCCUCUCCUAUCUUCUACAAGUACAACCCUGUUAAGACAAUCAAGACCAAUGUGAUUGGUACACUGAACAUGCUCGGUCUUGCCAAGCGAGUUGGAGCAAGAAUUUUGCUCACCUCAACCUCGGAAGUGUAUGGAGAUCCUCUCAUCCACCCUCAACCUGAAAGCUACUGGGGAAAUGUCAACCCAAUUGGGGUCCGGAGUUGCUAUGACGAAGGCAAGCGUGUAGCUGAGACCUUGAUGUUUGACUACCACAGGCAACAUGGCAUUGAAAUCCGCAUAGCUAGAAUCUUCAACACGUAUGGUCCUAGAAUGAACAUCGAUGAUGGGCGUGUGGUGAGCAACUUCAUUGCUCAAGCACUCCGAGGUGAGGCAUUGACAGUUCAGAAACCGGGGACACAGACACGGAGUUUCUGUUAUGUCUCAGACAUGGUGGAUGGACUUAUCCGUCUCAUGGAAGGCGAUGAUACUGGCCCUAUCAACAUCGGUAACCCAGGUGAAUUUACAAUGGUGGAACUGGCAGAGACGGUUAAGGAGCUUAUUAACCCGAGCAUAGAGAUAAAGAUGGUGGAGAAUACACCGGACGAUCCAAGACAGAGAAAACCAGACAUUAGCAAGGCUAAAGAAGUUUUGGGUUGGGAGCCAAAGGUGAAGCUCAGAGAAGGACUUCCUCUCAUGGAAGAAGAUUUCCGACUAAGGCUUAACGUCCCCAAAAACUAAAGGGAACGCAACCGCACAGGAAAACGCAGACGCGUUUUUGGUUUUACGAGAGUUGUCAGCUUUAUGAGUUACAUGGUGCUUAUACUACAAAGUGGUGGUUUGGUUUCAUGGGUUAUUGAUAUUACUUUUGUUCGUAGAGAAAUAAGAGCAUGUACACCUGAAUAUAAUAAUAUUUUUUUUUGGUUUUAGUUUUUUUUUAUUUAAUUCGAAAAUUAUAAUUUUCGACCAAUCAGAAUGUUUCAUUUCGGGAUGAUACCGUCUCUUCAGGUUCGUCGGGA
Messenger RNA from Eutrema salsugineum, 1421 nucleotides. RefSeq names its product UDP-glucuronic acid decarboxylase 3. Gene Ontology annotation, cellular component: cytoplasm. Lineage: Eukaryota; Viridiplantae; Streptophyta; Magnoliopsida; Brassicales; Brassicaceae. Gene Ontology annotation, molecular function: NAD+ binding; UDP-glucuronate decarboxylase activity. Bases 115 to 1143 code for a protein of 342 amino acids. The transcript has 11 exons. Gene Ontology annotation, biological process: D-xylose metabolic process. The record is from RefSeq and is a predicted model, not a curated record.